Neltuma alba is the source of this 818-nucleotide messenger RNA. RefSeq names its product class-10 pathogenesis-related protein 1-like. The transcript has 2 exons. Gene Ontology annotation, molecular function: signaling receptor activity; protein phosphatase inhibitor activity; abscisic acid binding. Lineage: Eukaryota; Viridiplantae; Streptophyta; Magnoliopsida; Fabales; Fabaceae. The record is from RefSeq and is a predicted model, not a curated record. Gene Ontology annotation, cellular component: cytoplasm; nucleus. Bases 106 to 582 code for a protein of 158 amino acids. Gene Ontology annotation, biological process: abscisic acid-activated signaling pathway; defense response.
CCAUAUAAACGUACCAUGUCCAUGAACCAAUAUCCAUAACUGCUAGCUAAGCAAUAUCUUCCAUUAUCUUCUCAAUUUUCUUCUUCGAAACAACACAUAAUCACAAUGGGAGUUUUCACCUUCUCCGAAGAGAGCAUUUCCGCUGUUGCUCCUGCCACACUCUACAAAGCUCUGGUCUUUGAUGGCGACAACCUCAUCCCUAAGGUUGUAGACGCCAUUCAGAGCGUUGAGAUCCUCGAAGGCACUGGUGCCGCCGGAACCAUCAAGAAGAUCAACUACCUCGAAGAUGGACAGUUGCACUACGCGAAGCACAAGGUGGAAGCAGUAGACAAGGACAACCUGGUAUACAACUACACCUUAGUGGAGAGCGACACUUUCCCUGAGACUUUGGAGAAGAUCGCGGUCGAGACCAAGUUGGCGGUCGCCCCUAACGGCGGAUCCGUCGUGAAGGUGACCGUCAACUACGUGACGAAGGGAGACGCUAAGCCCAGCGAAGAAGAGCUCAAGAUUGGGAAGCAGAAGGGAGAUGGACUCUUCAAGGCCGUUGAGGCUUACGUCUUGGCCAAUCCUUCUUACAACUGAAAGCUUUUCAGACAACGUUGGAUAAUAAUAACAAUGUGAUCUGAUCAGCCCCAGAGAACUAAUAAGACUAGCUCUCAUUAUAAUUUGCGGAGUUUAUAGUUUAUGUUCUGGUUUACUUGCAUACGGUUUCAUUCUUCUGAUCCUCAUUAAGCUCAGUGAGUCAUAUGUAAUGGCUGGGAAUUGAGAUUCCCUUUUUGCUCCGAACUAUGAAUAUAUUCAUUUUAUGUUUUAGUAAA